CGGAAAAGACGGCCGGCGAAGAGUCCCUGAGCAAAUCAGAUCGCAGGAAAUUAACUGCCGGCUUUCAAAAAAUUCUCCCUCGCCGCCAUCAUCGAUCGGCGGCCCGGAGGCGCAGGUGCUGUUGGCGGAGACCAGGGCGAGCCGCGUGUGACUGUGCGUUUGUGUGUGGGACAGCCCGGGGAGGAAGCCUGACAAAGCCACAGCCACCAUGGCGUCUGAAGACAUUGCCAAACUUGCCGAAAGCCUGGCCAGAACCCAGGUGGGCGGGGGACAGCUCAGCUUCAAAGGGAAAAGCCUCAAACUCAACACGGCAGAGGAUGCUCGGGAGGUGAUUAGAGAGAUAGAGGCCUUUGAGGGCCUUGAGGCCCUGCGCCUUGAAGGCAACACAGUGGGUGUGGAGGCAGCCAGAGUUAUCGCCAAAGCCCUGGAGAAGAAAUCGGAACUGAAGCGAUGCCAUUGGAGCGACAUGUUCACUGGGAGGCUGAGGUCGGAGAUCCCUCCUGCCCUGAUCUCGCUGGGGGAUGCCCUCAUCACAGCCGGGGCACAGCUGGUGGAACUGGAUCUGAGUGAUAACGCCUUUGGGCCAGACGGUGUGCGGGGCUUCGAGGCCCUGCUCAAGAGCUCGGCUUGCUUCACACUGCGGGAGCUGAAGCUUAACAACUGCGGUCUGGGCAUCGGUGGUGGCAAGAUCUUGGCAUCAGCUCUGACUGAAUGCCACCGGAAAUCCAGCGCCCUGGGCAAACCGCUGGCCCUGACGAUGUUUGUGGCCGGCAGAAACCGCCUGGAGAAUGAUGGAGCCACGGCCCUGGCUGAAGCCUUUGGGAUCAUUGGGACCCUGGAAGAAAUCCACAUGCCUCAGAAUGGGAUCAACCACCCUGGUGUCACAGCGCUGGCCCAGGCCUUCGCGGCCAACUCCCUGCUGAGAGUCAUCAACCUGAAUGACAACACUUUCACUGAGAAGGGGGCGGUGGCCAUGGCCGAGACCCUGAAGAUCCUGAGGCAGGUGGAAGUGAUCAAUUUUGGCGACUGCCUGGUGCGUUCCCGAGGGGCUCUGGCCAUCGCUGACGCUGUGAAGGAGGGGUUGCACCGACUGAAGGAGCUGAACUUGUCUUUCUGUGAAAUCAAGCGAGACGCCGCGCUGGCCAUCGCAGAGGCUGUUGAGGACAAAUCAGAACUGGAAAAAUUGGAUCUCAACGGGAACGCCUUGGGUGAGGAAGGCUGCGAGCAGCUUCAGGAGAUCCUGGAAGGCUUCAGCAUGGCCCACACGCUGGCCUCGCUCAGUGACGACGAAGGGGAGGAGGAGGAAGAGGAGGAAGAGGGGGAGGAGGAAGAGGAAGAGGAGGAGGAGGAAGAGGAGGAAGAGGAGGAGGAAGAGGAGGAGGAGGAGGAGGAGGAGGAGGAGGAGCUUCAGCGAGGUGAAGCAGAAGAAGUGACCACGCCCCCCAAGAAGAUCCUGGAUACGCACGUUGGGGAACCUGCUUCUGUGCUGUGCUCUCCCACUGACGUCUCCACAUUCCUCGCUUUCCCGUCUUCGGAAAAGCUUCUGCGUCUUGGGCCCAAGAGCUCAAUGCUGAUAGCCCAGCAGACGGACACGUCUGAUCCAGAGAAGGUGGUCUCGACUUUCCUGAAGGUCUCCUCUGUGUUCAAAGAUGACCUGGCGGUGAAGACGGCUGUUCAGGAGGCGGUGGACGCCCUGAUGAAGAAAGCCUUUGGCUCCGCCACCUUCAACUCCAAUGCGUUCAUCACCAAGCUCUUAAUACACAUGGGACUGCUCAAGAGCGAGGACAAGAUCAAGGCCAUCCCCAAUCUCUAUGGCCCCCUGAUGGUCCUCAACCACAUGGUCCAGCAGGAUUACUUCCCAAAGACCUUGACGCCCGUGCUCCUGGCCUUUGUGACCAAGCCCAACAGGGCUCUCGAGUCCUGCUCCUUUGCCCGCCACAACCUCCUGCAAACCCUCCACCAUGUCUAGUCGCUCAGAGGCCGGGCCUCUGCCGUCAUCCCCCAACGAACUUUAUGAACUGAGAGCCCCUGCCCAGUCCCCCAAGGACAAGUGUGUGUGUCCGCCAUCACUUCCACUGAAGAGACCUUCCCCUGCCUUCCACCCUGGGAAACCUCGGGGAGGCUGCUUUGGUUUGGUGUUUGUCCUCCCCCCCAGUGCCCCACCUGCUGGCCCCGGCCCUGGCCCCGGCUCCGGUCCCAGGGUUUGUGGGGUUUUUAAUGACGUCUGUGUUCUGGAUCAGCCUCGCCAGCCUGCCUCAGGGGAGCUGGCCUUGGACACUUCCAUCCUGCCUGCUUCUGGAAAUGGAUGGUGGCCCCCUCAUUAAACGCUGUUCCCUGCCCUCACGCUGGCCUGCCUGGAUCUCCCCUGGCCAUCACUAACUGUUCUGGGGGCAGACGGUGCCCAUAGCUGGCAUGGGGAGCCUCUCAGCUGCUUCCGCCCACGGGAUCUUUGGGAAAGGGAGCAGCCUCAUCUCAGCCUCCUGGGCUCUGCUGCCUGGGAGGGGCACGGAGUUAGUCUGGGGGGGCCACGUGGGAGAGGCAGACCCAGUGACCCAGGAUCCUCCAUGGGGAGGAGAGCUAGGCUGUGCCUGGGUGCCUACUCUCUGCUGUGGCAGCAUCAGACUGACCAUCCGCGACCCUGUGCUGUGCUGGGCCUGAGCUCGGCCCUUCAGCAGGGUGGUCUGGGGAAGGCCCCAUCCUACCCAGCCAGACCAAGGCGGGAGAGCUGUCCCCUGUUGCUUGGCUCCCUCCGGCCCAGGCUUGGCCACCAUAACUGGUGGCCCAGAAGGGUUAGGUGGUCAGAGCACAGCUGGUCCAGGUGGUUGGGCUCCCUGGGGGUGCAGCAGCCAUUUUCUUCUGGGCUUUGGUGGGUUCCGAGUCAGGGCUGGGUCUCCUUGGCUCCCUAACCUUUGCUCUUGCCUCACUAUGCUUGGGCCCUGCCUGGGGCUACCGCUCUGCGUCUGGUCAGCCCAUGCUUCAUAAUGGACCAAAACGCUGAGGAGGGGGUGCAGCAGGGACACCCCCCCUUCCCUUCCCCGUAACAUAUCUAAGAGUGGCAGGGGCCCCGGGAGCAGGACCCCAGGGUGCUCUUGACCUGUCUGCGGUGGUGGUUUCCCAGCCUGCGCUGUGGCCUUGGGGGCCCCUCCGUGGGAGCACUGGCAAAGGCUGCUGGGAAGGCUCGGAGCAGAUCUUUGUCCAGCUUCUCUGGCCUUUUCCCAGCUUUAGCUAGUGUUCAUAGGAACGUGUGUGUGCUUGAGGAGAGUGGGCCCUGGCCUGGUUGGCGUAACCCAGAGCAGGGCUGGCGGUGGCGGGGCCCCCUUUGGCUUCUUCAGCCACUUUCUUGACUUCACUUCUCUGGCUGCUCACAGGGGAGGUCAGGGCAGAGAGGCCCAGCUGUGUGGAGCCGCCUUCUGGGCUCUGGUGGGUCAGAGGACGAGGGAGGACUCUCCAGAAUCUCCCCUUGGUGGGCCUAGGCCAGGGUGGCUUCCGAGCCGACUCAGAGCUGAAGGGGCCAGCUCUGGCAUGGCCUCACCCCAGGGUGCCUUCACCCCUGCACGCCUGUUCUCAUCUGUGUCGGUACUUGUGCUGAUGUGUGCGUAACUGUCCUGCCUGGGCUGGGGUUAGGGUAGCAGACAGAAUAAAGUGAUGUGUUGCAA
Messenger RNA from Dromiciops gliroides (monito del monte), 3656 nucleotides. RefSeq names its product Ran GTPase activating protein 1 (gene RANGAP1). Bases 209 to 1969 code for a protein of 586 amino acids. Lineage: Eukaryota; Metazoa; Chordata; Mammalia; Microbiotheria; Microbiotheriidae. Gene Ontology annotation, biological process: activation of GTPase activity; nucleocytoplasmic transport; signal transduction. Gene Ontology annotation, cellular component: perinuclear region of cytoplasm; nucleus; cytosol. The transcript has 16 exons. Gene Ontology annotation, molecular function: small GTPase binding; GTPase activator activity. The record is from RefSeq and is a predicted model, not a curated record.